CACUCAUGUGAAGUAAAUAAGGUGGUGGUUGUGUCAAAUGUCCAAUCGUCAAUAGACGUAUCCUUCUCAAUAAUUUCACAAAGGUACUGAAGAUAAAGAUGGCUUUUAGCGAGGAGAAAGCACAGCAAUUGCUGAUGGAUGCAGAGAAAAAAGAAAAAUCAUCUGCAGGAUUUUUGGCAUCAUUUUUCGGGUCACAGAGUAAACUUGAAGAUGCUGCUGAAUUGUAUGUACGAGCUGCCAACAUGUUCAAGAUGGGAAAGAAAUGGGCAGAGGCAGGGAACUCAUUUUGUAAAGCAGCUGUGCUGCAGUUGAAGGUUGGAAGUAAUCAUCAAGCUGCUACAGACUAUGUUGAUGCUGGAAACUGUUAUAGGAAGGCUGACCCUAAUGAGGCUGUAACGUGUUUAUUAAAAGCUGUAGAAAUAUAUACAGAUAUGGGGCGAUUUUCAAUUGCAGCAAAGCAUCAUGUAAAUAUUGCUGAGAUUUAUGAAACAGAACUUGUUGAUAUUGAAAAGGCUAUAUCGAGCUAUGAACAAGCAGCUGAUUAUUAUAAAGGAGAAGAGUCCAAGAGCUCAGCCAAUAAGUGUUUAGUAAAGGUAGCUCAUUAUGCAGCCCAGCUGGAGCAGUAUGAGAAGGCGAUACAGAUUUAUGAGGAGAUUGGAAUGUCUUGUAUGGAUAAUCAGUUGCUCAAGUACAGUGCUAAGGACUACUUCUUCAAGGCAGCCCUGUGCCAUAUGUGUGUAGAUGUACUCAAUGCUCAGCUUGCAAUCCAGAAAUACGAGGACAUGUUCCCGCAGUUUGGGGAUUCCAGGGAGUGUAAACUUAUCAAGAAAUUGUUGGGGGCAUGUGAAGAACAGAACACAGACACAUACACAGACGCAGUAAAGGAGUACGACAGUAUCUCGCGAUUGGAUCAGUGGACGACUACCAUACUCUUACGUGUGAAGAAAACAAUCAACUCAGAGGACCUGCGAUAACCUCUCGUUUAUCAUUACUGUUUGCCAAUAGACUUCAUUUUGUUAUUAUGCUGUGACCUUGACACUGAUAUUGAUGUUGACAUUAUCUGAGUUUUACUGGUAAUUAGUAUCUCCCAUCAUAGUCCAACAAAUUUUACUGUCUGUUUUGUUCUAUUAAUAGCAACUAGUUUUGAGAAAUGUUUCAAUUUAAAUUAUUUGAUAAAAUAGAUAUAUUGCUGUAUUCAUAGUAGUGUACAUAUCUUUGCAUACACAUUUUAUCUGUCCUUUUGAUGAAAAAUUAAGAUUUUGAAAUAUUAGAAUGGACAUUAAAUUGUAAGCUUAUCAAAAAAUUCCAAGUUUAUCAGUAUCUUAAUAUUUCAUUGAAUCAGUCAAACAUUUUGUACAGUGAGUUGGUAUGAGAGAUUAUAGAAAAAACAAAUGAGGUUAGAGGUCAUCAGGGUCAAAGGUGAUAAUGUUUUAUUGUGAAAACUGACAUUUUCAAAAGGAAUCUUGUAUUUGGGUGGUUGUGAGUUGGAAACGUUAUGUGAGGUAACAAACCAAAAUAUUUGCAUCAGUAUUUGACCCAGAUCUUUUCUUGUAUCAUAUACCAUCUAAAUACAAUUGUAUAUAUAGUAACUACAUGUUUCAUUAUUUACAAUCUUAAAGGUACUUGGUAUUUUAAUAUUUCUUCUCUGUAAUGAAGAUAGAUAUCUAUCUAGUGAGAGGCAUAUUAUGUGUAUUUAAUCUUUGAUGUGUGUUGCCAUGGAUAUUAGAUAUACAUGUAGAUAUCUUUUCACGCAAUGUAUUCUUACAAUAUCACAUAUAGGUACUAUAGAUAGAAAUAUCUUGUCCUAAAAAUAGUGUGUCUGAUGUCACAAGUAACUGUCUUGUCACAUAAAAUGCUUACCAAGUAUGUGAUGUCACUAAGACUACAGAUAGACAAAUUUGGUCAAAGAAGAAGCUUGUGUGAUGUCAAAGAUAUAUAGAUAAGGUAAAAUAAACUUUUUUUUUCUUAAGAAACAUUACACCCAAACAUAUAAAAUAUUUACUUUGAAUAAUUUCUGUAGUAGUAUGGGUCUCAUAAAUCAGAGGGAUGGUAAUCGAACAUCAAUCAAUUAAAUCAAUAAAAAUUAUAUACAUUACAUCUCUGACCUAAUUACCAUGUUUGUUCCAGUAGCUUCAUGAGGUUCAUUGUUUUUUCCAUUUUUUUUAAUGUAUGGUGGUUUUACUUUGCCAAAUACAACAUCUUUAUACGUCUCUUUGAAAUUUAAAGCAUUGACGAGAUGAAGAACAUGUUUGAGAUGUGUACUGUAUAUGAUUGUUCACCUACAGAGAUUAUCUGUCUUUGUUAUAAUGACUAGGUUAAACAUUGAUUCACUGAAGUAACAUUUGGCGUAGAUGGCUAAGGUGCUCUAGUGAAUCACAACCAGGUAUGAUCUUUUGUCUCGUACCUCUUUAAACACGACAUACUGACAAAAUAAUUAUUUGGUCUCAUUUAUGAAAUCAAUUUUGUUAAUGCUCUGAUGUCACAAUACCUACCAUUAGAUUCAAACAAACAACAGAGGUAGAUAAAAGUAAUUUUGGGUUUCUAAGUGAAAUAUCUGUGUUGAAGUGCGAGAAAAAAAAAUUACCCAGUACUCCAAAAUCAUGAAAGUGUGGAAAUCAUUGUGUUCUGUUGGUUUACUAGUACAAUUGAUUUUUUAACUGAUCUUACUAAUCAAUAAUACAUUGUAUACUCCCUCGUUUAUAUUUGUCUUUCAUGAAAUCAGAUUAACAACAAGUGCUAAUGUUCAACAUUCCUGUUUUUAAGAAUUUAAUUUGGAACUGCUGGGCUAUCUAGUCAUACCUGUGUUUAAAGCACAAAGUGCUCUGUGUGUAUUUUCUUGACAUUCGUGGUUUUCAGAUGUUGCAUGCGUAGUGCAUUAAAAGGCCUGAGAGUAAGUGAAUGCAGUGCUGUUGUCACUACAACAGACCUAGUGUACAGUGUGCAUUAAAAGGCCUGAGAGUAAGUGAAUGCUGUGCUGUUGUCACUACAACAGACCUAGUGUACAGUGAGUUUCGUGGUGUAGAAAAAGCAUCAUGUAUGGUCCUGGUAUCUCUUUCUGUGGUAGUAUUACAUGUGACAUAGUAUUAUAAUAUAUAGCACUAAAAUGUCACUUCCUGGUGUGAAGCCCACUCACGUUAAACCUGAUUGAAGGUCUAAUUGGACACCAUGUCCAGUACUUCACUGUAGUAGGUCAUGUUAAUUUUUCCAAUAAGGUGUAAUUAUAUGUUAUACGUGAUAGAUUCUUUCAAUUUGAAUUGACAGAAAAUCACAAAAAAAGUGUCUCAUAUUGUUUACUUGAUCAAUAAUGCCACAAAAUUUGUUAUGUAAUAAAUAAAUGUUAGGUAACGCCACAAAAUUUGUUAUGUAAUAAAUAAAUGUUAGGUAACGCCACAAAAUUUGUUAUGUAAUAAAUAGAAGUUAGUGGUAUGAUGAAUUAGCUGUGAUGUAGCUAAAUCUUCAGACAAGUUAUAAAGUAACCGUCGGAGACAACUUGACACCCAUCCACAUGACCCUGACUUGUGAGGAUGAUAGGCCCCAUACAUUGAUACAAGGCUAUGGUAAAACGUGACUUUGUCAACCUUCAAGAAAGUUAGAAUCCACAAAAUGUUUUACGGACCUGUAUGCAGUCAGUAUAUCUUUUAGAAACAUGUUGUCCAUUGUCAUUUUCAAUAAAGCAAUUCAUAGACUAAUACAUACAGAUCGAUUCAUUACCAUGUUACAUUGAGGACCGAAACUAUUCAUACACAUUUGACUUCACUGAAAGGUUGAUUGUUUUUAAAUAUAUUGUUAUAUAUGUUGUGAUGAAUUGUUGAAUUGUUACCACUGUCCAUAUAAGUAUUAGCUAGUGUUUUCUACCGGCUAUAGGUGUUGAUGUUUAAGUACAUUUCUCAUGCAAUAUAUUUAUAACUUGAUUAAUGAUAAUGAUGUAAACCUUAGUAGAUGUCCAUUUUGUCUUCAGAAGAGACAGAAAGAACUCAUUGUCAUUGUUGUAAACCAUGUGUGAUAGUUCUUGUGAGCAAUUUUAAACAUUAAAUAUUGAAUCAGGCUUUCUGAGAUUGAUCUAUGAGUAAAGCUUGUUUCCACUGUGCUGAUCUAUGCAUGUGUAGCACUGAGUGUGAACUAUUAUCUUCUACUUUAUCUCUGAUUUAUAUAUUUAUGACCUUAGUAGAACGUGGUUAUUCUGUACAUACCGCAUGAAAUAAACAGAGAUUCAUACAGAACCUGAGAGACUGAAAUCAUAUCUACUGUGGUUGGAAUGUGUCCAUCUGGCAUCAGGGUUUCUCUGUAGAACAGUUGAGCUCCAUCAGGGUUUCUCUGUAAAGCAGUUGAGCUCCAUCGGGGUUUCUCUGUAAAGCAGCUGAGCUCCAUCAGGGUUUCUCUGUAAAGCAGUUGAGCUCCAUCAGGGUUUCUCUGUAAAGCAGCUGAGCUCCAUCAGGGUUUCUCUGUAAAGCAGCUGAGUUCAUCAGGGUUUCUCUAGAACAGGUGAACUCCCUCAGGGUUUCUCUGUAGAACAGGUGAACUCCCUUAGGGUUUCUCUGUAGAACAGGUGAGCUUCAUCAGUGUCUCUGUAGAACAGGUGAACUCCCUUAGGGUUUCUCUGUAGAAUGUGUGAACUCCAUUGAUGUUUCUCUGUAGAAUGUGUGAACUCCAUUGAUGUUUCUCUGUAGAACAGGUGAGCUAUCACAAUAGUUCCCCCGAUACUUUACACCUCAGCUGUAUAUCCAGUAAUCUGCACUUGGUUCUGAUAUUACCCAGUUACAUGUUACAUACCAGCAUUGAUAGGCCAACUUCAAUGAUAGACUAUAGAUAGGAAAUAAAUGUUUAAUAUCAAGUU
Messenger RNA from Pecten maximus, 4834 nucleotides. RefSeq names its product alpha-soluble NSF attachment protein-like. Lineage: Eukaryota; Metazoa; Mollusca; Bivalvia; Pectinida; Pectinidae. The coding region runs from base 99 to 974 and encodes 291 amino acids. Gene Ontology annotation, biological process: intracellular protein transport; SNARE complex disassembly. Gene Ontology annotation, molecular function: syntaxin binding; soluble NSF attachment protein activity. Gene Ontology annotation, cellular component: vacuolar membrane; SNARE complex. The transcript is spliced from 9 exons. The record is from RefSeq and is a predicted model, not a curated record.